Molecule: messenger RNA, 1446 nt
Organism: Thlaspi arvense
Lineage: Eukaryota; Viridiplantae; Streptophyta; Magnoliopsida; Brassicales; Brassicaceae
Source: the annotation of a GenBank genome assembly
GUUUCGUGUAAACAUUCAACCCACAUUUGUCGAAAUCUCAAGAACCAAACAACAUUUACCAAAUCUAAAACAAAAAAUCAAAGGAAAAUGGCUCUGAUGAAUGGGAGCAUGAAUCUACAAUCGAUCAAGUCGUCGAUAUACAACCACCGUCAAACAAGCUUCUCCUCCGCCGUCCCAAGACACACCUCCCUCCGGAUCUCCGCCGUGCAAACCGAUCCAAAACCACCGGCUUCAUCAUCGGCGGUGUCGACGCCUGCGGCGGUGACGAAGACCGCCGGGGUUAAUGUGGGUAAAUCGAAAUGGGCACCGGAGAGCUGGAGGACGAAGAAGGCGCUUCAGCAGCCGGAGUACCCUGAUUUAGCCGAGCUCGAGGCUGUGCUCGCCACGAUCGAGGCUUUCCCUCCGAUCGUUUUCGCCGGAGAAGCUAGAUUGCUGGAGGAGCGGUUAGGCCAAGCCGCAAUGGGUGAAGCUUUCCUGUUACAAGGAGGGGAUUGCGCAGAGAGCUUCAAAGAAUUCAACGCCAACAACAUUCGUGACACCUUUAGGAUUCUUCUCCAGAUGGGUGCUGUUUUGAUGUUCGGAGGCCAAGUCCCUGUCGUCAAGGUUGGGAGAAUGGCGGGUCAAUUUGCGAAGCCGAGAUCGGAUUCGUUUGAGGAGAGAGACGGAGUGAAAUUGCCGAGUUACAGAGGAGAUAACAUCAAUGGAGAUACGUUUGAUUCGAAGUCGAGGAUUCCUGAUCCACAGAGGAUGAUCAGAGCUUAUUGUCAAUCUGCAGCUACUUUGAAUCUUCUGAGAGCUUUCGCUACUGGUGGUUACGCUGCUAUGCAGAGAGUUACUCAGUGGAAUCUUGAUUUCACAGAACGAAGUGAGCAAGGAGACAGGUACCGUGAGCUAGCGAACCGUGUGGAUGAAGCGCUCGGUUUCAUGCACGCUGCAGGACUAACGCUAGACCAUCCCAUAAUGCAAACAACCGAUUUCUGGACUUCUCACGAGUGUUUGCUCUUGCCGUAUGAACAGUCACUAACCAGGCUAGACUCGACCUCUGGUCUCUACUACGACUGUUCUGCUCAUAUGAUUUGGGUCGGCGAGCGAACCAGACAGCUCGAUGGUGCACACGUCGAGUUCUUAAGAGGUGUUGCUAAUCCUCUUGGAAUCAAGGUGAGUGAUAAGAUGGAUCCUAAGGAGCUAGCUGAAGUGAGAGCGUUCUUCGACGUGCACGAGCAAGAAGGGAGCCACCCGGGAGGUAUUCACUUAGAGAUGACCGGUCAGAACGUGACAGAGUGCAUCGGUGGUUCACGCACAGUCACGUUCGAUGACUUGGGCUCGCGUUACCACACGCACUGUGAUCCUCGCCUUAACGCCUCGCAGUCUCUCGAGCUCUCCUUCAUCAUCGCCGAACGCCUUAGAAAGAGACGUAUCAAGUCCCAACAGGCUUUUUCCGUCUAA